Messenger RNA from Kwoniella shivajii, 693 nucleotides. RefSeq lists its product as uncharacterized. The transcript is spliced from 4 exons. NCBI's taxonomy places the organism in Eukaryota, Fungi, Basidiomycota, Tremellomycetes, Tremellales, Cryptococcaceae. The coding region runs from base 1 to 693 and encodes 230 amino acids. Gene Ontology annotation, biological process: endoplasmic reticulum to Golgi vesicle-mediated transport; vesicle fusion. The record is from RefSeq and is a predicted model, not a curated record. Gene Ontology annotation, molecular function: SNAP receptor activity; SNARE binding. Gene Ontology annotation, cellular component: Golgi apparatus; SNARE complex; late endosome membrane.
AUGCAAUCAUUAAAUGCCCUGGGCAAUAGACAAAUAGCAAGUCUCAAUGUGGAUCUGACUAGGAUGGAGAAUGGUGAGGGUGGUCCAGGCAUACAAGGUCAAAUUACUACCACUCUGGGGGCUCUCUCUCGUUUGAUAGAUGACUACGAUUCAAUGGCGAGGAAAGAAAUGGUGACGGCUGCAAGAGAAAAAGCCAACACUCGUGUAGCAAAGCUGAAAGCUGAACACAAAGAAUUGAAAGCUAGAUUCGAAAGGGCGAAGAAUGAAGGGCAGCAGAAGGCACGAAAUGAUCUUCUCGGAUCAUCGUCUUCAUCAGCAACAUACUCUUCAUCCGGAGGAGGAGGACCUUCUUCAUCAUCAGUAUCACAACGUAGAUCAUCAGCACAUCCAAAUGCGCCACCUUCACCAUUAUUCGAAUCACCUUUCGCUUCAUCAUCCUCAUCUCAACAGGCAAACCUAUGGCAACCGAAUCAUCCUCCUUCACAAAGAGAAGAUUUUGCUUUGAGAGAACAUAGUUUCCUGCAAGAAUCAGAGAAUCAUAUAGACCAAUAUAUAGCUCAAGGAAGAGCAGUCUUAGAGAAUCUGGUGGAACAAAGAGGACUUUUGAAAGGGACUAGAAGGAAAUUGUUAGACACUGCAAAUACACUGGGAUUGAGUAGAGAGACUAUAGGUUGGGUAGAAAGGAGAACGUGA